This is a messenger RNA of Eriocheir sinensis (Chinese mitten crab), 4040 nucleotides long. RefSeq lists its product as uncharacterized. The coding region runs from base 157 to 705 and encodes 182 amino acids. The transcript has 3 exons. The record is from RefSeq and is a predicted model, not a curated record. Lineage: Eukaryota; Metazoa; Arthropoda; Malacostraca; Decapoda; Varunidae.
CUGUCUGGCCUCACUUGGCGAGGCGUCGGGGAAGUGAAUCAAUGGGAUAAUUAUUUACUCGUCGGCAACCCCUUGAAGGUCGGGGGGGCUUGGCCAGGUAUAAAAGAUCUGGCCCUGCGUGGGGGUGCCCAGUGGAGCACAGGACGCAAAGACAACAUGAGGACCCUGUUACUGCUGUGCGUGUUGGCGGGCGUGGCGAUGGCCCAGUACGAGGCGGGCUUCGUCAAGAUCCUUCAGGACAAGCGGUACCAUAGCGGCAACACCUUCGGGAACUUCCGCGACCAGGAGGACGGCACCAAGUACUUCGAGGAGACCGAUGAUACGGGUCUCCGCCGUGGCUACUGGGAGUACAUCGACGAGAACGGCCAGAUGAUUCGCAACGAGUUCGAAGCCGGUCCCGGAAUCGGCUUCAGGAUAACAAAGUCCAACCAGCACGCCGCCACCGCCGCCGCCCCCAGAAGAAGCCGCCCUACCUACACCCCCGCCCCCCAGCCACCCCCGACCGCCGCCCCCCAGUACAACCCAGUCCCAGCUCAUCCCCAGUACCAUGCCGCCCCAGUUCACGUCCCCGCUCCCGCCCCUGCCCCUGUUCCCCACUUCGCCUCGAGCCUUCAGCCCGACCCCGAGAACUUAUUUGACUACCCCGGGAAUUUGGAGUUCUCUCGCUCUCAUCUUGGGCACAGGUUCAAGUUCACAGCUUCAUAAACUCCAACUUCUCCUCCUCCUCCUCCUCUUUCCUCCUUCUCCAAGCCUUAAGGAUGCUGGUCUUAGCUCGGUUCAUCUCCUAAUCACCUUUUAAUAUCUUCCUAAGGCAAUAGUUUUCCCACGUUGAUUUCAUAGUCAGUCUCGUUGUCUGUUUCUGACGUGUGUUGUUUUCCUUGAUGCUGCGUUUCAUAGUCUUUUCUCUGCCCUUGAUAACACUAGUAAUGCCAUAGUGAUCAUCCAUUGUCACGCCAGUACUUAAUAUCUCCACUAACUAAGUCUCAUCAGUAAUAUUUUCGUCCCUUUCUUUUUAGCUCGACAAGAUCAAAGCGUGUCUUGCUAGGAAUUACUAAGCUAUUAUGUAUACUUAUGGCCUAGUGGUCCUAUUACUUUCCUAUUUCCUUUCCUAUCGGCUAGUGUUCUUAUUCUUAGCCACACGCCAAUACCUGCCCUUCCUACUAAUCCGAAAUAACAGGCUACAAAAGUUCUCGUCUUCCAACUAAUUCCCUUUCCUCGAACAACUACCAGCAUCGCCACCUCCACCACCACCACCAUCACCCUCCCCCAACCGCCGCCCUCUUCACACCCCUUCAGCGUCACCGACAGGAGUGCUACGCUAGUCGAAGCCUCCAGUCAGGGUCCUCGCUCCACUACAAAUGCUCCUCAAGAUGCUGACGUUGAGAUUGCGGCCGCGUUAGACAAGCGAAGUCAAGCGUAUAUUAGCAGCGGCGUAUUGGCGAAGCGUAUGGGUCUUGUAUUGUCAAACGUUUCGGGCUCUUGUUAAAUACGACCGUCUUACAAAACUACCACCAGGGUCAAGAAACCACCCUCGGAAACCCCGACUUACAACUUCCACGACAGCCUUUGAAAUGGAUGUACUAAGGUUCCGAAGAGCUUGAUAAUACAUGUGUCUCAGUGGGUCUUAUGGUUCUGUGAUAUCUAGUCUUCAGAUGCGCCAAGCCAGCGUUCAUGUUAUACAUUUUGAGAGGCUAAAUUCUUUUCGUUAAAUUCGCGACCCGUGAUGAAGCAAAUUGAAUCAGUGUUUAUAUAAGCUCGAUCUGUUUUUGCGGUUAGGUUUUGUUUGUAGUUUUAAAUUUGCGACCCAUUCUGGAGCUUGCUGAUAAAAAUGACGAUCCAGUGAGUAGUCAAAAGCGGUGUUCUUCAGGCUGUUCUAUAUUUUAAGUCAGAGUUGAUCUUAUCCAACUUUGCAGACAAGUUUUCUUUUGGUUUAAAUUUGCGAUAUUUUUUGAAGCUUGUUGAUAAAAUGACACUUCAAUACGUAGUUAAACGCGGUACUCUUCAGACUUCAAUAUUUCAACCCUAACACCUGCGACCAUUUCUUAAAGCCAGUUGACCGUAUCAUAAAUAAAGUCCGUUAAAUCAUCUAAAUUAUAACAUACCUUCGAAAUUAUCAUCUCACUCAAUCUCUCUCGCGUUAAUUAUGAUAGAACGUUUAAACUUCAAGGUCUAUUGUGUGUCUAUCUCUAUCUCUCUCGCAUGGCUUGGCUGUCUUCUUCAAAUUCACGUGAAAUACACUCGAAAAAAUAUUCCUGGAAAAAAAUUAAUGUGAAGUUAUAAAAUAAUGAAAAAAAAUGUAUGUAUGGCCGUAGCUAGAAGUGAAAGGAUGAGAGGAAGGAAGGAAGGAAGGAAGGAAAGAAGGAGGGAAGGAAGGAAGGAUGGAGAGAAGGCGUAUCGUUAUGUCUUUUUUUAUCUUCCUUCCUUUCCUUUCCUUCUUUUCUCUUUCUCUCCUCCUCUUCCUCCUUCAAUCCCUCUCUCCUCUCUACCUCUUUCUCUCCUCCUCUCCCUCAGUCUCUUCAUUCUUCCCCUCUGUAUCUUCCUGCCCUUCCUCCCUCUCUUUCCUCUCCUCGUCGGCCAGCAGUUGGAUUUCUUGGGCAUUGUUAGUGUGUGGUCAAAGGAUAGUAAUUUGGCCACGUGUUAGUGUGUCCGUGUGUCUGGCUCGCCACACGCACGGCCUUCCUUAUAGUUAUACCUAAAAACGAAAACCCUCAUCGGAAUUAUCCCGCAUAGUUUCAUGAGAAAAUGUCACAUAACAGAAUCUCGAACCGUAAAAUUUGACCAAAAAAAUAUUAUGAAGUUGGUGUUGAAAGUAAAGUAUUUUGGGGGUCAGUAAAAUUAAUGUAAACUUUCGAAAAUGUAGAGUAGCGAUAAAAGAAAAGUUAUACAGUUUAAUUGAUUUUGGAAUGAGAAAAUGUUGUUAGUAUUGAAUGUAAAGUUUCUCUAAGUCACUGCUUCAUAACGCUAAUUCGUGAAAGAUAAAUUAUUCAGCUUUAUAUGACGUGGAGAUUAUUAAAAACUGAAUGGCCUAAAAAUUACAAGAAAACAAUCAUAGUAAUCAUAAUAAUACUGGUAAUAAUAAAGCUUAGAUUACGUAUAGCGAUGUAAGGAAAAGUAAAAACAGCCUUAAACGUUGCAUUAUAAUCAAGGAAACGUUGUCAAAAUAUUCGAUGUAUUCCACGCCGUUCGCAAAAGUCAAAUAAUAUUUCCAUCAACUUAGAUUACGUACAAUAGCGAUGUAAAGAGAAAUAAUAGUAGCCUUAAACGUUGCAUUAUAAUCAAAGAAACGUUGUCAAAAUAUCCGAUGCAUUCCUCGCCGUUCGCAAAAUUCAAACCAUUCCAUCAACUUAGAUUACGUACUAUAGCGAUGUAAAGAGAAAUAAUAGCAGCCUUAAACGUUGCAUUAUAAUCAAGGAAACGUUGUCAAAAUAUCCGAUGAAUUCCACGCCGUUCGCAAAAGUCAAAUAAUAAUUCCGUCUUCUAAACUUACUUUGACCCCUGACAAAAAAAUAAACUACAAUCAAAAAGUAUGAAAGUUUAAAAAAUGUUACAAAACGUUACGACAAGCAAAAGUACCUACGAAGAAAAGAGAAAACCCGCGCGAAGUGUGAAUGCCGCAAAUCAUCCACAUCUCUAAUAAAAAUACAAAAAUGAUGUCUCGUGUGAAAGUCUGAAAAAAUAUACGACUCUAAAAAACAAACAGGAAUGAAUAACAGUUAUCAAAGUGUCUGUGUUUGUUUGGAGAGAGACACAAACGAACACACACACACACACACACACACACACACACACACACACACACACACACACACAGCCUCACCCUUCCCUCAGUAACCUACAUAAGACCCACUAUACGCUCCGCUACGCCCCCUUCGCUAUACGCUUCACCACGCUGUACGCUGUGCCGCAUUGCCGUUCAGCGAGGAGUCUUUUUUGCGUUGAUUUUCUGUUGCGAUUCGACAGUAGUUCAACGGCAGGCCGCCAACAGGUCUGGUGUAUAUUUUUGUAUAGAUAAAAGUUGACAAUAAACCAUGUAAAAGUUC